CAGGGGCAUGAUGAAAAUCCUUGGGCUCUGCAGGACGCCCACACCACCAGCGGCAGCGGCAGCAAAGCUGGCAUGGCUUUCAGUCCAACCUCAUGGGCCCUGGGUCAUGCUUCCAGCUUGUUCUUUCUUUCGCGCACUUUAAAUCCAUUUUCCCCCCUCAGCUGCUUGCCCUACAGGCCUCAAGCUCCUGCAUAAGCCUUACAGAGACUCUCUCCCAAGCAGACACCGUAGAAGGCAAGACAAAAACACAGAAGGAAGCUGAGAAAGCUGACUGCACAUCUCCCGCUCUCACUUGUCCUGGUGAUGAGAUCCCCAUUAUUUUGAAUAAUGACCACAUAAUAAUAUCAAAUGAAAGAAAUGCUGUGGAUCCCAUAAAGUCUAGCUCUCUCCAAUUUAUGAGACAAUCUGUAGAGUAUUUCAAGGGGAUUUUGCUGCAGAUAACUGAUGACGUUAUUGAAGGGGGCGUGACACGCUGUUUUGCCUGGGAAAAAAUAAAAAGAAAGGAAAAAGUCCUGUUUGAAGUGCAGAUGGAUCUCUUAUCUCUACGAGGCUCCAACACACUACUUGGGGGAAAAAAAAAAUUCCUUCCAUACAAAAAGCUUAGCUUGAUCCUGUAUGCUUGGAAGACGUUCUGGACGUUACUGGGUUUUACUUCUCCCACUGAAUGCGAAGAGACGCUCUUGAGAAAUGAAACACCUAGUUACGGAUCCACAUGGUAUCACAUCCAGCAUCGCUACUUGGGAGACGCCAGAAGUCUGGGAUCUUAGACAAGAAGGUGAGUAACACUCUCUCUGUCUCUUUCUCCCUCUAAGUCGUCUAGAGUUCAGAGCAACCUAAGCCGGCUGGUUUUUGUAGCGCUUUACAUGCAAUUCCUUCACCCUCGAGGACUGUGGAAUCGAGGGCAGAAUACCCAGCCAAUAAAUGUCUGCAGCCUGACUUAGUGACUGAAUGAACGAAUGAAUGAAGUCACUGACUCAAGUUCUCCAAAUUAGAAACACAUAGGCAGGAUUCAAACUCAGGCAGUUGGCCUCUAAAUCC
This is a messenger RNA of Panthera uncia (snow leopard), 1038 nucleotides long. RefSeq lists its product as uncharacterized. The transcript has 2 exons. Bases 93 to 767 code for a protein of 224 amino acids. NCBI's taxonomy places the organism in Eukaryota, Metazoa, Chordata, Mammalia, Carnivora, Felidae. The record is from RefSeq and is a predicted model, not a curated record.